AUGGCGUGCAAAUUACCGGGGAGCCCCACCGUGUCCGGUAAGAGCAUCCUGAGGAGGAGUGGGGUCAUGUUCGUGUCCCUGCUCGCCUCCCUCUACCUGCUCCACAGCCUGACGCGCUCCGGCGGAUCCGCGCUGCGCUACACUGACGCGUCGGAGGCGCCGCUGCGGACGGAGCGCGCGCUCCACACAGGGGCCGGCGUCGGCUCGGUUGCUAGGCAGCGGCGCUUCCAAGGCGGACAUGACGCACCUGGACCGCAGGUUCUGGGCUCUCCGUCCCCCCCCGGGCCGCUCCGGGCUCUGGGCUCCGGGACCAAGCGGCUGCCGCAGGCCAUCAUCGUCGGGGUGAAGAAAGGCGGCACGCGCGCGCUGCUCGAGUUUCUCCGCGUGCACCCGGACGUGAGGGCGGCGGGAGCCGAGCCGCACUUUUUCGACCGUUUCUAUGGCAACGGGCUGCAGUGGUACAGAGACCUGAUGCCCAAGACCCUGGAGGGCCAGAUCACCAUGGAGAAGACACCCAGCUACUUUGUGACCCGUGAAGCUCCAGCUCGGAUCUGUUCCAUGUCACGUUCCACCAAACUCAUCGUGGUGGUGAGGGAUCCAGUCACCCGGGCAAUCUCGGAUUACACACAGACACUGUCCAAAAAGCCAGACAUUCCCUCUUUUGAGAGCCUGACUUUCAAAAACAGGACUAUGGGCCUUAUCGACACGUCAUGGAGCGCCAUCCAGAUCGGCAUCUACGCCAAGCACCUGGACAACUGGCUCCAGUUCUUUCCCAUGCACCAGAUCUUGUUCGUGAGCGGUGAACGGCUGAUCAGUGACCCAGCUGGAGAACUUGGCCAUGUGCAGGACUUCCUGGGCCUCAAGAGGAUCAUCACAGACAAACACUUCUAUUUCAACCAGACCAAGGGCUUUCCAUGCCUGAAGAAGGCUGAAGGAAGUAGCAAGCCUCAUUGCCUGGGCAAAACCAAAGGCCGAAUACACCCCAAUAUCAACCCUGAGGUGGUGCAGAGGUUACGAGACUUCUACAGACCCUUCAAUAUGAAGUUCUACCAGAUGACUGGAAGGAUAUUUGGCUGGGAUGAUUGA
Neoarius graeffei (lesser salmon catfish) is the source of this 1086-nucleotide messenger RNA. RefSeq names its product heparan sulfate glucosamine 3-O-sulfotransferase 3B1. The coding region runs from base 1 to 1086 and encodes 361 amino acids. The record is from RefSeq and is a predicted model, not a curated record. Gene Ontology annotation, molecular function: [heparan sulfate]-glucosamine 3-sulfotransferase activity. The transcript is spliced from 2 exons. NCBI's taxonomy places the organism in Eukaryota, Metazoa, Chordata, Actinopteri, Siluriformes, Ariidae.